CGCGAGAUGAGCAAAAUACUGUUUAUUAGACGACCUCACUGAAUUAUAGAAGCAGCUUUAAAAGAUGGCACUUCGCAGGAUCCGUGAUCCGCUUUCAAAAUUUCAGCUCAAACUGCUCUGCGAGACGAUCCGACCUCAUCUGCCUACUUGCCGAUUCCCGGAUUUUGAAAUCAGCGCGUCGCCUGUUCCCGUUCCCGCAGCAUGGCACUUUGUUUAUUUCCCUUCCCUGCACAGCGAAUUGAUGCUGUAUUCUGAUGGCUACGAUCCGGUUCUGACUGAUGUUAUGCUGAAUGGGCUCUCCAAAAGACGAUGGCGGGGUGGCACGAUCAGCUUCGCCCAUAAAGAACCGCUUCUAUCCGAUCAUCCUUCGACAUGCACGAUAUCUGAAGAGGUUUCAGUUGUGAGAAGCACAAAUAGCUCCAAGAUUUCUCCGUUAGACUGGGAAAAAGUUGAUGAGCACACAGUGAGGACAAUGAUGACUGAUGGGGGCGAGAAUGCGUCUGUGGUCGAGCAGCGGCAUCUCACUUACCUUCCCGUCGGGGGUCUUGUCGUGCCUGUUAGUCAGAAGAAAAUCAAAGCGAAUUACACCCCAAUAUUUGAAACAAAUCUGACCCCUUCCCGCGUGCUGGUCUUUCGCUUCUCGGCUCUUACGUUCAACGCCCACCGCAUCCACUAUGAUCCACUAUACGCAACAUCUUUUGAGGGCCUACCUGAUGUGAUUUUACAGGGUGCUCUAUCUCUCACGCUUCUUAUGUCCUGGAUUCAGUUUGACGAUAAUGUUGCGCAAGCGCUCAUGAUCUCUGCUGGGCUGCCCAAUCCGAAACGGAUCGCAAGCAUACAGUACUCAUGCGUCCAGAAUAUUUUUGUCGACAAAGAGAUCCGACUAUGCCUUGCACCUCGCAAGGGUAUGCCUGGAAAAUAUAGAGCAUGGAUUGAGCAAGAUGGCGGAGUAUGCCUGAAGGGGACUAUCGCGGUCGAGUAGCGGGUGCGAAUGCAUUAGUCAUCGAUGACUCACUAUACAUCACGUGUAGGAUCAGUUGACUGUAAUGGCUGUUGAUACGGCACAGGGUAAG
This is a messenger RNA of Myxozyma melibiosi, 1073 nucleotides long. RefSeq lists its product as uncharacterized. Gene Ontology annotation, molecular function: (3R)-hydroxyacyl-[acyl-carrier-protein] dehydratase activity. The record is from RefSeq and is a predicted model, not a curated record. Bases 65 to 982 code for a protein of 305 amino acids. Lineage: Eukaryota; Fungi; Ascomycota; Lipomycetes; Lipomycetales; Lipomycetaceae. The transcript has 2 exons. Gene Ontology annotation, cellular component: mitochondrion.